CCAAGUUCACAGGAGAGGGGCCGGGCCUCUCCAGACGGGAACUGGGGUUGGAGGCUUCCUCUGCUACUUGCUCAGAGAGAAGAACCUUAGGAAUGCCAUUCAGUGCCUGGCUUUCUGAGCUGUCUCACUUGGGGAAAUCCAACCAUCAUAGCUCACAGUCACCACCGCAGGAAUCCGGAUGCAGGCCAAGUACAGCAGCACGAGGGACAUGCUGGAUGCUGAUGGGGACACCACGAUGAGCCUGCAUUCGCGAGCCUCUACUGCAACCCAGCGGCCAGAGCCUGGCCACACAGAGCAGCGGCGUCCCUCUCCUGCUUGGCGUCCAGUGGCCCUGAUCCUGCUGUCUCUGUGUUUGGUGCUGCUGAUUAGCCUGGCAGCGCUGGGGCUUGUGUUUUUUCAGUUCUACCAGCUCUCCAACACUCAGCAAGAAAACAUUUCUCAAAAGGAAGAAAGGCUGGGGAAUCUCUCCCGACAGCUGCAAUCUCUCCAAACUCAGAAAAGGAAGCUUGCAGAGACGCUGCAUCACGUGGCUGAAAAACUCUGUCGUGAGCUCUAUAACAAAACUGGAGAACACAGAUGCAGCCCUUGCCCAGAAAAAUGGAAGUGGUAUGGGGACAAAUGCUACCAGUUCUAUAAAGAAAGCAAGAGUUGGCAGGGUUGUGAAUAUUUAUGCAUUGCUGAGAACUCGACCAUGCUGAAGAUUAAUACACAGGAAGUACUGGAGUUUGCCAUGCCGCAGAGCCACUCUGAGUUUUUCUACUCUUAUUGGACAGGGCUAUCCCGCAACGGCAAUGGCAAAGCCUGGCUGUGGAUGGAUGGAGCUCCUUACUCCCAUGAACUGUUUGAGAUUAUAAUAGAUUUCACCAGCCUAAGAAGUCGGGACUGUGUGACCAUCCUUAAUGGAAAGGCUUUCUCCAAGGACUGCAGGGAGUUGAGGCGAUGCGCGUGUGAAAGAUCUGCAGCCACGGUGAAGCUGCAGAGGCUCCAUGAGCCUCUCUGAGCCGGACCUGGAGGCCAGUGGUUCUCCGGCUACAACUGCAACUGCAGGCUCCCUGCAGAGAAGUGGAAGAUUUCUGCUCUGCAGAACAAAAGUCAAGCGCUUUAUGUGCGCCUGGCCUAGUGUGGUUUCCGUUGCUUUUCCUUCCAUUUAACCCCUGUUUAUACCUUCCAGGUACUGAUGAUUUGAUAAUAAUACAUGUAAAUAAUG
This is a messenger RNA of Kogia breviceps (pygmy sperm whale), 1207 nucleotides long. Its product is annotated as C-type lectin domain family 1 member A. The record is from RefSeq and is a predicted model, not a curated record. Lineage: Eukaryota; Metazoa; Chordata; Mammalia; Artiodactyla; Physeteridae. Gene Ontology annotation, cellular component: plasma membrane. Gene Ontology annotation, biological process: signal transduction. Gene Ontology annotation, molecular function: transmembrane signaling receptor activity.